This is a messenger RNA of Symbiodinium sp. CCMP2456, 5664 nucleotides long. The record is from the annotation of a GenBank genome assembly. NCBI's taxonomy places the organism in Eukaryota, Dinophyceae, Suessiales, Symbiodiniaceae.
AUGGAGAAGCAGGAUGCAGAUGGCAACGGCCUCUUGAUCCUCAUCGGCCGGAGGGACAGCAACGCCAUGGCCGUAGUUGGCGAGAUGCAGAUCCAGAAUGGCGGUCGUCUGAUGCAGGUCUACAUCACAGACGAUUCCAACCUGUCUGCUGAUUUCAUUGGCGAAACACUGGAGUGGAAUCCCCUCGUAGCGAGCCACACGCAUCAUUGGUAUCAGAUCGGGCCGAACAUCCACACACUGACAGAGGAGGAAACCCUCAGGAUCUGCAGCAACGGCGUCGUCAUCUGCAGCAAGGCUGGAGAUCAGUUCCAGAUGCUGGGGGAGGUGAUGGUGGACCCACAAGCGGAGAGCCGACAUAGCCUAAGCCCUGUCCCCUAUGAGAAGCGAUCCUUUGGCAUCAUGGCUCCAUUCCGGGCUCUAGCAUCGGUGAUCAUCGUUGGCUUCAUGUCCUGCCCGCUGCUUCUGGGUAUGGUCUUGCUUGAACAUGAUGCAGAAGACCGGGGCACCGCGUGGUGGCGGCCACUCAAUCAUCUGAUGGUGUACGGUGGCUGUUUGCGACUGCUACUUGAAGCUUGGUGCACUGGCCUCGGCUGCAUGAGCGGCACUGCGCGUGAAAGCGUCGCUGUAGGUGUCAUUUCGACUGUCCUGCCGUGUUUCGCCAUCUUCUUGGCACCUGGAACUUUCUCCACUUUCAGUUACUGCGUCGUCUCAACGAUUCUCCUCUCCGGGGCCAACGUGGGCACCUGUGUUUGGCAGCGCGGUUUGCGAGGUGCAUUUUAUCAGCUCGCGUGGGGGAUCCCGUGGUUGUGCUUGACAUUUGGUGCCUGGGUUGUGCUCUAUGGGAUCGCCGUUCUCCACGUUCAGAUCGACCAGGUAUCUAAGGUUGCAAGUGCUUUCUUCCUGCCGCUGUCGACGGCGACCCUGGAGCUCGGAACGAUUGCCUCUGCCACUGCGCUGUACAAUCACCGCGUCUUCAAACUUCGUGCAUCGGACCACCCGGUUUGGGGCGAUCAGGCAAAGAGCACCUUACCCGUGGUUCCUGUCGCGAUCCAUGCGUUCACGGAGACCUGCAGGUUGGUGUCGGUGCUGGCUUCGACAGUCUAUGACGGCAGCAGCUACUUCUGGAUCUUCACGGGUUUGCUGUCGCUGGUCUUGAACGUGAUGAACCGGCAAGGUUGGAGCAGAUUCCUGGUGACCAAAACCAUCACGCGCUUCGGACUACGACCUCAAGCUGUGCUUGGUUGCACCGCGCCGACUGCCAUCAGUCGGCUUCAUGAUGUUGCAAAGAUCAGCUGCGGUUAUCCCCGGAUGAGUGCUCCAGUGGUUCUGGGUUUGGUUCAACUGGUGACAGGCCAUGGGUUCUACCGAUCCACCAAUACUGUGAUAGCAGUUGUGGUGAUUCUGGUCUUUGAAGUGCUCGAGGACUGCUUUCACCACUGGGAAAUCUUACCGUUCGCACCGUUACCGAUGGCAGCUGCCGAGUAUUUCGCAUCACUUGAUAAGUACUCACCAUACCAGAGCACCGUCCCAGCCACUGCUAUAACAAGCAGCCCUACCACCGUUGGUGGCGGACCCCCCAGCCCAAUCGGCAUGCCCGAUGCAUCCCCCAAGUCCACCACUGAAGUGGAGGUGAGCCCCAUCGCGAGUGAACUCAGCACGGGCUCUCAUACGCCAGUUCAGGGUCGACGGCGCUCGAUCAGCAGUGCUGUGAGUGUGGGUGGAGUGGAGACAGGUGUGUCCGGCAAGGUUCGGAGAUGGUGGGGCCAGGAUCUCAAGGUUCACACUGCACUUCGCCUCUGGCAUCUGAGAAGUUGGUCAUGGCCGGUGACCUUGAGUAUGAUUUGGAUCAUGAAUGUCUACACAGUUUGUUGCUUGGAGCUCCUGCUCGGUGACGGCUUGCAAUCUCAGCGGCAAGCCUUAGAAAUUCAACGCGCGUGCUUCAUGUUGGGCCUGCAGCACGACUGUCUGGCUCUAGCUGACGUGGACGAUUCAGUCCAUGUAGAUGACGAAGGGCACUUGUUUAUGUUGGCUUGUGUGAUCUGGUGGUUGGUUCUGCGCCUUGUCGGUGCUCCCGUGCCCUGCAAACCAACGUUGGCAGAGGAAGUGCAGGUCGGCGAUGUCGUUGCAUUGGUGGGUCCAAGUCGAACUAUCCUGCACCUGGAGUCGCAGGAGCGUGACUGCGCGAUCGUCACCUUUGGAUACGAAGGCUUGAUCGUGAUCUCCUGCUAUGAGGGCACGCUGAACAUCAGCACAGAUGGCUGCUCGCCAAGGCGGUGCCAGCCCUUCCAAUCCAUCACGGUGCGCCUGGGGGAAGACUCGGUCAGUGCUUCCCCUUUGAACAUCAUUGCCAGUGGUGGUCAAGAGGUGCGGCUAUGCCGCAAUCUGAACCCUAUCUUUCGGAACACAUACAUCAUGUACUGCAACUUUGGCGAGGUGACCGUCGACACCCGUGAGUGUGUUACGCAGUGGGAUCCGAUGGGAGAUCCUCCCUGGACACCCAGGUCGAGGCAAGCUUCUGUGGGCCUCUCGGACGGUGCUGUCUUGAUGCUCGGCGGACUGGGAAACGAGGGCCCGAUCCAGGAGGUUUGGCAGUGGACACCCAGUCCGACCAGCAUCUUGGAAGGCGUUUGGAGCCGGACUGAAAAGCUACCACCAUGGAACGGUCGCUUUGAUGCUGCUGCGAUCCAGCAAGUCACGGCCGAAUCCGAGCAGGUGGUGUUAAUGGGCGGCAACGACAACCAGAACCGAGGGGACGUUUGGCGCUGGUUGCGCAGUCCGGCAAUAAUCGAGCUGCAGCUGGGUGAGAGCGAAGAAACGGGAAGUCAAGCAAGGGAAUGUGUGUCACAUUAUGGUCGCAGGUUGAGCUGCCAUGCCUCUGCUGGUGUUUCCGGCAGAAAAUGGCACAUCUCUCACUACCUCGAGAUGUCCACGGAGAUCCACAUCGAGCUGCUGCACUCCGGAGGUGAUGGAGAUCUGCCUCCAGGCGCAGCUGGAGUGGGAGCAGCAGUCGUGGCUUUGGAGCUUGACAGCUGCCGCCAGAUUUUCCGUGCAGAGGGUGGCCGAUGGAGUACAACCGGCUGCACUGGAGAUCAACCGCCCUGGGCACGCGCUGAUCAGCCUGCGGUCAGGCUCGGCCCAUCCGGAGCGGCCUUUCCUGGGCAGGCACGCAACCUCCGCUUCGUUCUGGACCGUGACAACCAGGAGAUCAUCAUGUACAGCGACAAUGUCCUCAUGGCACCAGCAGGCGCCUCUGAAGGGCAGCUGGGUGUCCCUGUCGGUGGUGGUGUGUGUCGUGAUUAUUCGGGGGGGAAUGGCUCUGUCGAGUGUCCCGACAAGUCCUCGCCAGUGUCAGUAAUGUUUCUGCGGACGGUCGAGCUGGUUGUUUGGCCCGAGGCCUCGUUGGAAAUCAGGAGGUUGGCAGUCAUGGCACCAGCGGGCUACUGGCAGCAGCAGGUGGACAUCGCGCCGUGGCCUGCCCGUUCCGCCCAUGUUGCCGUGACGCUGCCGGAGGGUGACAUUCUUCUCAUGGGCGGCGUAGGAGAACCCGGCCUUCUAAAUGACGUCUGGCGUUGGACGCCAAGGAAAUGCACCCUGCUCGAAGACAUGCAACCGCUAGAAGCCGCAAGGUUUGGUCUCGAGUGCAGCUACAAGUGCACAAGCUCUCCGAUCUAUGGGCAGUGGGCACAACUUUUGGAUGCUCCCUGGGCGCCGCGGUCGGAGCCCGGGGCAGUGUGGACUGCGAGUGGAGUCAUCCUUGCUGGAGGUCGGUCUUCCCUGGGCUACGAGAAUGACGUUUGGGUGUGGCAGCACUCGGGAGACUUCUGCAGCGUGCAGUGGCAGGGCACCUGGACGCAACUUACUCCACAGGCUGCUUGGUUCCCACGGCAUGGUCAUCGGUUGGUGGGCUUCGUUACACCAGGCAGCGCGGACGUAGACACGGUCCUUCUUGUUGGGGGAUUUGGCGGGGAACCAGACAGCGGUGAAGUCAUUCGCGGCAAAGAACCGGAUCCAGCUGAUCGCCCGAACCCCCGCAACGACAUUUGGUGUGGAAACAAGGAUCUCUCGAAUUGGGGCAAGUGGACGCAGAUAGCACCCACAGCUCCAUUCUCUGCCAGAGCGCAGUUUGCUGCCGUCAUUGCUCCCACGAUCUCUGACUUCUCCUUUGUGCUGUUUGGUGGCUAUGACGAUAACGCACGUCUAGUGGUCGAUCAGUGGCAGUGGCCGGGGCCUUUGCAGGGAGCGUUACCGGCUGGAACUCUUCCUAAAGUCUGGUCUGGAAUGUGCUUCACCGCAGAAGAGACAAUUUCACUGCCAAACUCUCUGGAUGCGGCACCGAUGGAAUUCUUCCAUCCUCUGCGGGGUGUUGGAUUCCAGUGUCACGGCUGCGACCCCGAUCCGGAGAGAGACACUCAGGACGACCUUUGUGACCCUCUCUACUGGCAGUUUCAAGAGGUUCAUGGGGUGGUGCCGAAGCUGAAAGUGCUAUUCCCCGAUGGCUCAUCGACGUUUGUCCAAGCCUCGGGCAGGACGCCAUCCGACACUCCAGCUCUCAUCGACGAAGAUGGUGAUAAGCACGGGUUCUUGGUGGUUGAGAACAUGCCCAAGCAGGUACAACCCAGUCGUCCACCGGCAGUGCCUCUGGCAUCACGGAUACGGGCCCCUGGCGGCUACGGGUUCUUUGUGCGGGAGACCGUAGAUGAGGACUACCAGGAAUCCCGAGGAUCGCCUCGAAAGAAAGCCAAGAGGCCGGCCAGUCGGAACAAGCCUGCAGCAGGCCCUCCUAAAAAAGCUCGGCUUUCCGAUGGUGACAAGACGGAGAAGGGUCCCGCUGAAGCCGCUGAAAGCUCUCCUGCAGGUGCAUCAGGUGCAAGCGACUGCUCAGCAAAUGUCUACACGGAAGGACAGAAGGCGGUGGCUGAGGCCGAAGGCGGCGCAGUGACAACCGGCGAAACGGAAGGUGGUGCUGCCGAAAGUGAGAAACCUGCCGAUGAAUCAGGCGGCGGUGCCAAAGCCCGUGUGAUGGUUGAGCACGCCAAGACACCUCGAUCAGUUUGCAGAAGCUGCGGGGGCAGCAUCGAGAAGGGAAGCGUGCGCUGCGGAGUUCAAGGCUAUGCCGGAGGCAGAUCGGUGCUUCUGUGGGCCCAUGCCGCCUGCUUUCUGGAGAAGAUUCGUGCAGAGUACGUGACAGCACGUCGAGGGCGCUGCAAGGCCACAGGAGAGGCCUUCGAAGUGGGGCAGAUUCGCGUUGGCUUCGAGGUUGGCAAUCACAAAUCGUGGUGGCUUCCGGCAGAAGCUGCACGCUGGACAGCGCUUGUGGUGGCCAAACUCCCUGCGGAUGUCGGUGCCUUGGCGUCUCUGCAGGGUUUGGACGACAUCAAUGAGGAGCAUCGCAGGCCCCUGCUCGAGCUGCUGCAGACAGGUAAAGCUCCUGAGACGGAGCUCCGACGUGCUGCAAAACCUGCCACACGUCGCAAAGCGAAGGAAAUGGCGAAGAUGCCCCCGACAGCUUCAACUGCACCCGCCGAAGGGAAGGCCCCUGCAACUGCAGAGGCAGUGGCCGACGAAGCUAACUCUCCGGACGAGGACAGUGAUGUUGAGGUGGCUCUGGAUGCCCCGCCGACAAGGCACGGGAACAUCCCUGUUGAUUUGGACUCGGACGACUAG